GGGAGAGAAGAUUGUUGUUCAAUCAGGCACUCUUUCUCUUUUUAUCCCCCGCAGCAUCUCUUCAACCCACACAUCAAAAAAGAAGCAUGGUCAUGGCCGCCAUGGCCGCCGUUAAUGACACAUACAAGAUGGACCAACUUGUGACCGCCUCAAGCAGCCCCACAAGUUCUUGGCAGUCGGAGGCAAACCGUGGAGUCCAGAUUGCGGCGACCCUGCUCAUUUUCCUGGUGGGCAUACCUUUGAAUGUGCUGGUGGUUUGGGCACUCAGACAUAGUCGCCGACACCUCGUUCGCAGAGGCAGCAGCAGAGAGACGCGUGCCGCAAGCAGUUUUCGAAUCUACGUUCUCAACCUUGCUCUAGCCGACCUGGUGCUAGUUCUUCGGACCCCCCUCAUGUUGGGCUACUUAGCCCACAACAGCAGCUGGCCGUUCGGUUUCGCGCUGUGCCGUCUCGUCAUGUUCCUGCGAGGCUUAGGGUUGUACGCCUCAGCCUUCCUGGUUUGCGCUGUGGCCCUGGAACGUUGCUUGUGCCUACUGAGGCCUGUAUGGGCUCGACUGCGCCGCCCCGCCUGGGCUGUUCCUUUGGCCUGUGCCUUGUUAUGGGUACUUGCCACCAUUCUGUCUGCUCCGUACCUCCACAGUGCUGUUCUAAAGGAAAACAACAGCACGCUCCAGUGCUUGGAGAGUGGAAAGUUUGACACAGGGUUGUUUAUCUCUGAGACUGUCGCAGGUUUCAUCUUGCCACUAUUGGUGUUUUUGGGAAGUAAUUUGGCAGUUUUAUUCACUAUUAAGCAAGCAGGACCCGUGACACCGACCUCUUCAUCCCCUUCAGCUUCCCGCAAGAUGACUAGAAUGUACCAUGUUCUCUUCUUCACCAUGUUGCUCUUCCUCAUAGGGUGGGUGCCCUACUUUGUGUGCCGGCUACUGCGGGCCCUUGCUGAAGGACUACCCGAAAGGGCUGCACUAUACAAAAGGGCAUCUUAUGGAACAUACAUCUCUCUCUACCUGGUCUACACCAAGAGCGCUCUUAACCCUGUGCUGUAUGUGUUUGCCGCCAGGGGCCUCGGCCGUGCUGUACGAGCUUCGGUCACCUCUACCAUUGUACGACUCUUCACAGAUGACAGUGCUGAGUCCAUACGGAGCAAAUCACUCAAAAACUCACAGGUCUAGCCGCCGAUGUUAGAAUCUUCACUCUGAGGAAGUCAUAAAGCAAUUAUUUAAAAAAGACUUUUGCAUCUUUACAAGACAAGAGACUGCAGAAUCAGUCACAGCAAGGAUUUCCCUGCAGUGAAAGUAUAAAGAUGAUGCUUAGAUCGGUAACAGAUUCCAUACAGUGGCUUAAAUCAGCAUCAUAGGGACACAAAAUACUCGACUCUAGUAAUCCCUCAUUUAUCACAUGAAUUGGUUCCAGACCUGACCAUAUAAAUGAACUUCCGCCUUUUGGUAGUUUGAGCAUAGAAAACCUGUUUAUGACAUCUCCAGGUCCUGGGUAUGGUGGAGGCUACUUGGAGCUACAAGGAUACAACCAGGCUCUUCCUAACCUAGAAUCAGAAACCUGCAUGAACGCCACAAUAUCCUACAUCGGAGUCAGUCCUUUGGUGGAAUAACUGUUUUAGAAAUGCAAAGAAAUACAGCUGAAAUACGUGAGGAUUCUGGGUGAUCUAGAAAGCUUUCAAUGCUGGUUAUGGUUAUGGUUCUAGGUUGUGGCUGCUCUAUAGGAGUCCACAACUCAAUACAAAGGGCCAAAAUGAGCAUAAUGGGUUUCCUUUAAAGAAAAUCUCUUAAGUUGUUAUGGAAGCCGAGUGUAGUGUAUGAUGCAGUUUUGCAUAGAAAGCAACAAUAAAUAAUAUGACUAUUUGAUGUGGGAUCAUUUUAUUAUUCUUACAUAUGCAGUUUUUUUUCUGAAUUACUUUCAAAUGUGAUUUUUCUAAGUUUUUUUUUUUGGUAAUGUUGUGGUAAAACACAGUGACUUUGAUUAUCACAUUUCUACAGCUAUUUAAGUUUGUAAUACUUAUAAUAUUCCAAAAUUGUUCCGUUUAGUAUUUCUUUUCUAAAAAAAAGUAGCAGCUAUUUGCCUUCUGAACAAGGAGCACAACGGACAAGGAACAAAGUUUCAUAGCUGAUCCAAAUGUUUGUGUGCAUGAGUAAGCAGGGCCUUUGCAUUUGCAUGAACAGCUUCUGAUUUUUGCAAGAUUUCUCCCAAUUUGCGAGCAGUGCUGUCAGUCUGUGUCGGGUACUUGCUUUCUCAAACGAACCUGAGAAAAAAUAAAGACACCAAGAACUGCGGAUUGAAUGUUUUUGCGACUGUUGAUUUUUUGAACCUCAGUG
Messenger RNA from Doryrhamphus excisus (bluestripe pipefish), 2327 nucleotides. Its product is annotated as C3a anaphylatoxin chemotactic receptor. The record is from RefSeq and is a predicted model, not a curated record. Gene Ontology annotation, biological process: inflammatory response; complement receptor mediated signaling pathway; phospholipase C-activating G protein-coupled receptor signaling pathway. Lineage: Eukaryota; Metazoa; Chordata; Actinopteri; Syngnathiformes; Syngnathidae. Gene Ontology annotation, cellular component: plasma membrane. Gene Ontology annotation, molecular function: complement component C5a receptor activity; G protein-coupled receptor activity.